Messenger RNA from Oxyura jamaicensis (ruddy duck), 1543 nucleotides. It is a transcript of the gene CD28, whose product is annotated as CD28 molecule. Gene Ontology annotation, biological process: T cell activation; immune response; T cell receptor signaling pathway. NCBI's taxonomy places the organism in Eukaryota, Metazoa, Chordata, Aves, Anseriformes, Anatidae. The coding region runs from base 397 to 1065 and encodes 222 amino acids. The transcript has 5 exons. The record is from RefSeq and is a predicted model, not a curated record. Gene Ontology annotation, cellular component: membrane; external side of plasma membrane.
AAAAAAAAAAAAAGACUCACAACACAGUUAAAAUUCAUGAGUACACAACGGAAAUGAUACAGAAUGGAUGCCAUCAGAAAGCUGAUUCAGCAUUGGUAGCUAAAGAGCAUGGGGCUCCUCACUGAGAUGUUUAGCUCUGGCACUAACCUGAGGUAUGUCUUCAGGCAAGUCUCUUCACCUUACUGUGAUUCCCCAUCUGUAAAGUGAAAAUAACAACAGUGGUUUCACUUGGCUGUGUAUCAUGUGCCGCGGAGGGAGGAGGAGAGAAGCUGUGUGAGCAAGCGAGGGUGCAGCCUGGCCCCACGGGGAAGGGAGGGCUGGUGGCGCGGGGCCCGGGGAGAGACCUGGAGUGCCUGCAGCGGGUGGGGACAAGGCCGCGGGCCCACCAUCAGCACCAUGCUCCUGGGGAUCCUCGUGGUGCUCUGCUUCAUCCCCGCUGCCGAUGUAACAGAAAACAAGAUUUUAGUGGCUCAGCAUCCUCUGCUCAUCGUAGCCAACAAAACGGCAAACCUAGUCUGCAACUACUCAUACAAUGGAACAGGGAAGGAAUUUCGAGCUUCGCUGCACAAAGGAACAGACAGUGCAGUUGAAGUCUGCUUUAUUUCAUGGAACAAGACCAAAUCUAGCAGUAAUUCCAAUAAAGAGUUCAACUGCCAGGGGACAUUUUAUGAAGACAAAGUAAUCUUCAAUCUUUGGAACAUGAAUGCCAACCAAACUGACAUCUACUUCUGCAAAAUUGAAGCCAUGUAUCCACCUCCAUAUGUCUACAAUGAGAAGAGCAACGGGACAGUCAUUCAUGUGAAAGAGACACCUGUCCAAACACAAGAGCCUCAGUCUGCAAUUUCUUACUGGGUUAUGGUGGCAGUGACGGGACUUCUUGCUUUCUACAGUAUCCUAAUAACUGCAAUCUUUAUUAGCUACUGGCAAAAGUCCAAGAAGAACAGGUACCACCAGAGUGACUACAUGAACAUGACUCCCCGGCAUCCACCCUACCAAAAGAACAAGGGUUACCCAUCCUACGCACCAACACGAGACUACACUGCGUAUCGCUCCUGGCAGCCGUGACAGCCACCAGCUGACCCACCACUAUCCUCUUGUGCUUCUAGGCAGUCACUUGCUCUUGGACAGGGAAGGACAGCCUGUUGUUUUCUCAUCACGUUUGUUAUUACUGACCAUGGAUACCUACACCAUAGCAAGUAUUGGCUAAACUUCAGUGUUAUGCAAAAUGAAAAUAAAAAAAAAAAAAGGCAGACAUAAAAAAGGGGGAAAAAGUAAAAAAAAAAAAAGGAUUGUUUUCCGUGAUGGCUGAAAAUGAGAUGCAACUUCUGUUGAGGGUUGUCAGUGGGUAAGAGAAAAGGAUGGCAUCGGAUCUCGGAGCUGGUCUCCUCUUAACACUGGUGGUUUUGUUCAGCUGUUGGGGGAACCAGAACCAGAACAUCUGACCUUUCCCAAUAACUGCUCCCUUAGAUUUAGCCUGUAAUUUCUUUUCCUGAAUGUCUAAUCCUCAGAAAAAAAUGUUGCUGUUAAAUAUGGAAAAAAUGGG